AUAUAUAUAAAUAUAUCACCUACUUUUCUUUCGUUUUAGAGAUGGUGAAACCAUAUGGCAAAGAGUUUCCUUUCAAAGGAAGGACAGAUCGAUUUAUCUUAUGUGUCCGCAUGGUCAAUAUCACGGAGACAUAUUUCAGUAUGUGUAUGCUGUACAUCGGAUGCCAUUUUAGUAAAGAAACAGUGACACGUGUACAGUGUACGUCAUGGUACAGUAUACAUAUUCCAAUAACUAUACAAUUAUAUAUAGUUCAAGACGAAUCAGUUCGCGCAGGGACCUUCGUGAAUUGGCCAUCGCUUGCCGGUGAUGUUAAGACUUUAGUUGAGGCUGGAUUGUCCUGCAAAGACGAUAGACUAUGUACUGUAGAGUGCACCUCCUGUGGACUCUUCUUCAAUUUCUCUUCACUUCAGGGAACUGAUCCGUAUAAAUAUCAUAAACAAGAAUCACCAAAAUGUGAAUUCUUUACGGAGGAAAAACGUCAGGGGAAUCAGGGUACACCCCGUUGGCUUCAUCCAUCUACAAUGGUUAAAAAAGGAACAACAGACCAGGCAAGACUAAAAGAAAAAGCAAACGUAUCUGAACCGGAAAAUACAAAAACUGAUGCAUCUAAAACAAAGACAAAGAAUCCAAUAUCUUCUCCCUAUUCAGAAAGAUUGAAAACUUUUGAGAGCCCUCAAUGGCAUCGGAAAAAAAUACAACAGGCCCCAAAAGUACUUGCAGAGGCUGGUUUCUGUUACACAGGAUCGGAAGAUAGCGUAAAAUGUUUCUGUUGUGGCAUCGAGCUUGCAGAAUGGAAUCCCGAUGAGGACCCCUGGGUAGAGCACGCCCGUCAUAGUCCUGAAUGUCAAUACCUUAGAGACCAGAAAGGUCAAGAUUACAUCAACAACAUUAAGGCACAAUGGGCAGAGAUUUACACGCCAAAACAUCCCGCCUAUACACAAGUCGAUAAAAGAUGUAGGACAUUUCAACACAAGAAUUGGCCCACAAAUAUUAUGAUCCAGUCUUCUAAUCAACUUGCAGCGGCUGGUUUCUUUUAUGCAG
Messenger RNA from Pecten maximus, 1041 nucleotides. Its product is annotated as baculoviral IAP repeat-containing protein 3-like. Gene Ontology annotation, biological process: negative regulation of apoptotic process; regulation of cell cycle; positive regulation of protein ubiquitination. Gene Ontology annotation, molecular function: cysteine-type endopeptidase inhibitor activity involved in apoptotic process; ubiquitin protein ligase activity. Lineage: Eukaryota; Metazoa; Mollusca; Bivalvia; Pectinida; Pectinidae. Gene Ontology annotation, cellular component: nucleus; cytoplasm. The record is from RefSeq and is a predicted model, not a curated record.